Guyanagaster necrorhizus is the source of this 4023-nucleotide messenger RNA. RefSeq lists its product as uncharacterized. NCBI's taxonomy places the organism in Eukaryota, Fungi, Basidiomycota, Agaricomycetes, Agaricales, Physalacriaceae. The record is from RefSeq and is a predicted model, not a curated record. The transcript is spliced from 4 exons. The coding region runs from base 90 to 3809 and encodes 1239 amino acids.
GUGGGCGCCAUCACAGUGCUUGUUCCUGCAACCAACAUCUCAAUCCCCUCUGGGUUAUCUGACCUAUUGCCGUGCCUUUUCCACCCGCGAUGUGGUCGAAAAUCACCAAUGCUCUCAAAUAUCGACCGUCGAACGAUGAUCAGAGUUCAUCGUUCCACCAAAGUGAUGUAAUUUCGAGGGUGCUGGAGCAGCAUCCCAACAUGUCCGUUUUCCACGGAGAGGCGGAAACCUCUAUUCCUGUGCCCAGUCCUCCAGCGUCACCCUCUAAGAAUGGAAGGCGCUCUAUAUUCAGAAGGACGAACAAGGGAAAGGACGAUGACUCCAUAAGGGCGCCAUCACCAUCGCCACUGGCGCUUGGAUUACCGAAGGUGAAGUCAUCUCUUGAUCUCAUAAGCAAUGAAUCUCAACGCUCACUCAGUCGCGCCACAGUUGAACGUCCCGACAUGGGGCACCAUCCAUCACAAGAUCUCCUACGACCAUCAAUGGACGCUGGUCGAUCUAGUCCCACUGCACUACCACGCUCUUCUUUGGAUAUCCUCAACAAACCUCAAAACGAAUCUCUUCAGCCAUCUCAUAACGAAGAUCCUAAUGAUCCCAGAUACGGCUCUGUCCGUUCUAUCUUGCGCGAACCAAAUACCCCUGGUACAGGCCAGAACGUCCGCUUCUUCUCUCGUGACGCGUACAAAGUGAUCAGCCCAGACCAAUCCAUGGACUCAGACUCCAUGCCAAUACAGCAUCUCUCAUCCCAGUCACAAUCCCAGUCGCCACCCGACGUGAUAAACCGCUUGCAGGAGCUCAGCUCUCGGCCAAACAUCUUAGGCGCCAUUCCCCGCUCCGUUUCUUCGUCCAAGGCCGGCCACCCUUCUCUAAGUGAAGUUUUCUCCCCUAUAGGCGGGGUGAGCACUUCCAUUUCGCCCUUAUCACUGAAAGACAACGCGUCGGCUCCGCUUGCCUCUCCCUCUGCUCCGAAUAACUCCAACAUAUUUGACGUCUCUCAGGACAUCCAACUUUCCGAUUUCGCGCCGCCUGGCCUUAGUUUUUCUAUGGACGAACCAUCGCUUGCCAAGGAAAGUGAUACUCCUGCAUCGGACGUUGCCAAGGGAGGUUUCCAAGGCAAAGCAAUGACUUCUACACCCUUUGCUAAUAAAGGCAAAGGCAAGGAACGAGCUGCCGAGGUCGAAGAAGAGAAAGAGAACGCUGCUCCUGUUGAAGUUGAUGAAGCAGUGUUCCACGGUACAGAAAAGUCCCCCCGUCUACCUGCACCUUUCCAUGACCGUAGCCAGUCUUUCAGUUUCGGACAAACGGUCUUCUUUUCUAUGGAUGAUAAGUCCAAACGGUCCUCCAAUGCAUCCACCGCCCCGUCUGUCGUGUCUGACGAUGUAAAGAAUGCAAUCCUUGCUAAUGACUCGCCGCAUUCUUCCAACAACAAAAGCCGAAGUCGAGCAUUAAGCGACACUGUUUUCCAAUCGCUAAUGAAAUCGACGUCCUCCGUCUCUUCCCACGUUUCUUCUAAAAACCGUCCAGAGGCAGACAUCAACGAUGAAUCCUCUGCCGAUCUCGUUGUGUACUCUGAGAAGGUACCUGAACCUGAUCCCUUCAGUGCUGGUGCAAAGACGUAUUAUACCCCACAAACCAAUAUCCCGAUUACUCCACCGCGCGGCGCUCCGAGUCAUGUACGAACGGCCUCCAAAGAAGAUAAUGUCAUUUUCUCUCUGCAAACGCAGCUUUCGCUGCAACAGGAGCUCUGCGGACAGUAUGAGACAGACCUCUGCGCUCGCGACGAACUUGUGGACAUCUUGGGAAAAAAGCUGGCGGAAGUUGAGAAGGAAGAUACGAAACGCAAGGGCGUUUUACGAGCGUGGAAAAAGAAGGUCGCAGAGCUGGAAAAGACUUGCCGCUAUCUGGAGGACGAGGUGGAUAGUGCGAGGCAGGAGAGCUUCGAGAGAAGUAUGCUUGAUACCUGCAGUGAGGAAGCCUUGACGGCGCUCCAGAAGAGGAUUGUUGAUCUAGAGAGGGAGAAAGCGUCCUGGAGGCGCAUGGAGGACAUGUUCCGGGAGGAGGUUGCAACAUUAGAAACUCUGGUGAAGGAAAGAUCUGAUGAUGUCAUGAGACUGAAGGAAGCGCUGUGGACUCAGGAAGAGGAAGAGAAGCGUUUCGAAAAGAGUCUCCGGCCCUUGCAGGAAGAGGUUGAACAGUUGGGCAACGUCAGCAUCGUUUUCGAUGAUGAAUUCAAGAAGCAUAUGAUGGAGAAGGAGAAGGAGCAGGAAGGUGAGAAGGAGCAAUGCACCUUGGCGCAGGCCGGGUGGGACCAGGAACGUCAGGAGCUUCACCUUGCGAUUGAGGGGCUCGAGAUAGAGAAGGCAGUGUUGAAGAGUGAGGCAGAGGCCUCCAGGAAGGACGCUAAGGAUGAUCAAGACGAACUAUGCAUGUUGAAAUCUGAGCUCGAAUCCCAGUGGUGCCUUUCGGAGGCUGCUACCGAGAAGAUACAGACGCUUGAAACGGCGAAGGUGACCCUGGAGAGGCAAUGUGGUGCCCUCCAAGUUGACAUAUCCGAGUUAAACGCUAAGAUUGAUCGGAUGGAGGUCGACUAUAACGAUAGUGUCAAUAAGCGCGCCGAAGUUGAGCAGCAAGUCUCAGAGCUUUGGGAUCGUAAUGCCGAUCUCGAGAGGGAGCGAGAUGAGCUUCAUCAACGUCUAGAAGAAGAAGAGCAUGCCGCAGAUCUAUCCCAGUGUCUCCAUGAACGUGACGAGCAUAUCGCUGCCCUUGAGCAAGAGCAUGAUAGCGAAAUAGCACGACUUGGAGAUGAGCUACGUAAACGGGACGAAGAAGCGGCCGAGUACGGUCGUCGCAAUACACAAAGACAAGCCGAGCUGGAGGAGCUGCAUAGUCAGAAGAUGAAUAUGCGCCAGGAGAUGGUGCGUAUGCAGGAACAACAUACCAGGGCCCUUGAGGAGUCAGCGCGGCGUGAAAGCGAAAGUAAGGCGCGCACGGAGAUUGUGUUGAAGGAAAAGGCGCAGGACGUUGGUGCCUUGAAGGAUGAAGUCGAGCGGCUGGGAAGACAUCUACAGGAGCUCCAGCAGGAUAGCGCCAACAAGGACUUGAAGUUGACGCAGAUGCACAAGGAGAGGGAGAAGGAUCGCUCUGAUGUUGAUGGGUUGAAUAUGGCCCUGGAUGCAAAACAGCAAGAAUUGGAGCUGAUGAAACGCAAAUUACAAGUGCAAGGUACAGCAGGCUCUACACCUGCUCGCCCAGCGGCGAAUCAAGCGAACUCUCAGCGACGUCAAUCGGCCUUGGUUACCCCUCGUUCACGUCCACCGUCUGUCAUGUCAGAUUCGGGGAGGGAAAGUGUUAUGUCAAUUUCCAGCCACACCAGUCGACCUUCGAUGGAGAAAGUGGUACCUUCUGCUAUCGCGAAGACUCCAAUAGUCAGCAAGACUGCGGCCCUCAUGAAAAGUGCGCGCAUGAAUAGCCUUAAUACUCCAACGCCUGCGUCAAGCUCAUCAAUUAAAGCAGGACCCGCGAUGUCUAAACCUUCACGUAACGUUGAAGGAUCCAUGGGCCCGCCUCCCGAUAAACUCCGCCGAUCACUUUCUGGUGCUCCAGGCAGACUCCCGUCCCUCUCUCGUUCUACCUCUGGUCGAGCUUCUCUGUCCACUUCUACGAGUUCUACUCCUCACCGACGGCCGUCUCUGACCUUGGAGAAAACCCUUGCAAAGGUCAAGGUUCCAACUACGGCGCCUGGUUCUGUUGCGUCGGUGUCCGAGGGAGAGGAAAAGGAAAACAAGUCGCAGGUACCGACGUUUUCCUAGGUGCUAUCUCCCAUAUUUAUUAAAUUUAUGUGUUGGGUGAACAUUCUUGAUAUCUACAUUAUCCGUAUGUCCUUGUUGUCGAAAUGUACGUCUAUAUAUCUUAUCUCGCUAUGAUCGAUUUCCGUCGUUGCAUUUGAAACUUUCGAAUCCUUCCUGACUAUUUGUCCCUUUAUAUUGUCUACAACUGCAAAGAAUAUACAAGGGAUGAUGGUGC